This is a messenger RNA of Ilex paraguariensis (yerba mate), 643 nucleotides long. NCBI's taxonomy places the organism in Eukaryota, Viridiplantae, Streptophyta, Magnoliopsida, Aquifoliales, Aquifoliaceae. The record is from the annotation of a GenBank genome assembly.
AUAUUAGUCAAGGAAAAGAAAAUAGAUUUUUUUUGGGUCAAUAUGGAUACGCUUGAGUGCAUGUCUGGUUUGAAUACCGUUUUCAAGCGAGUCUGUUUGAUGGAAUUACUGGUUUUCUAUACCAUUGUCACUAUAUUGAUCGGACAUGUCUCCACUAUACAAAGAGCACAUGUCGACACGAGCUGUGACUUGUCUGGUCGUGUCAGGAAGAAAAAAGAAGAAAAGAGGAGGAACAGAGUUUAUUUACUGCCGACUUUUCCUUGAGAUCCUUCAAGAUUUCAAUUUUUUUAAGCUCCAGAAUCUUGCAGCUGUUUGGAACUUCCAAUUUCUUCCUCCCAAAUGGUUGAUAUUUGAACUGUGCCUGAAGCCCUUCAAGUUGUCGUAUUUUUUACCAAGUGGCUGCUCGCUGUCUGCAUUCUUGUGUAACAAGCUGAGCAUUUUUGGACCAAGCAAUUGCCACUUUUCAAUUUUCUAAUUAGUGGGGAUAAUAUGGAGAUAAGCUGGAGACAACUAUGGUCCUGGCUAAGUUUAACAGUAUAGAUCACUUGUUAAGGCUGCACGUGUGAUAGCUUAUAGAAGUGAGAUUUUCCAGAGAAAACUUUUGAGGUAAAGCUCAGAGAGAAGGAUGCUCAGUUAGAGGAUA